Molecule: messenger RNA, 1832 nt
Organism: Mastomys coucha (southern multimammate mouse)
Lineage: Eukaryota; Metazoa; Chordata; Mammalia; Rodentia; Muridae
Gene: Coro1c
Product: coronin 1C
Exons: 11
Coding region: 133-1557 (474 amino acids)
Biological process (GO): actin filament organization; neural crest cell migration
Molecular function (GO): actin filament binding
Source: RefSeq, a predicted model, not a curated record
UUGGGCAGCGGCGGCCGCGCCCCUCCCCCGCGCGGCGCUCAGUGCCAGGCGGGAGGCGGCAGCGUUUGGAAGCUUCGCGGGGCUUUGCAGCUGGGACUUUGGCGGCGCCUCAGGCACCCGGGCUCUGACACGAUGCGGCGAGUAGUGCGGCAGAGCAAGUUCCGGCACGUCUUUGGACAGGCGGUGAAGAACGACCAGUGCUAUGAUGACAUCCGUGUCUCCCGAGUCACCUGGGACAGUUCCUUUUGUGCCGUUAACCCCAGAUUCGUGGCCAUCAUCGUAGAAGCGAGUGGGGGAGGGGCCUUCCUGGUGCUCCCUCUGCACAAGACGGGGCGAAUUGACAAAUCCUACCCUACAGUGUGUGGCCACACAGGACCAGUGCUGGACAUAGACUGGUGUCCACAUAAUGAUCAGGUCAUUGCCAGCGGCUCAGAGGACUGCACUGUUAUGGUUUGGCAGAUCCCGGAAAAUGGACUGACCCUUUCCCUGACUGAACCUGUGGUGAUUUUAGAAGGUCACUCAAAAAGAGUUGGCAUCGUGGCCUGGCACCCAACCGCCCGCAAUGUGCUUCUCAGUGCAGGCUGUGAUAAUGCCAUUAUCAUCUGGAACGUGGGGACAGGAGAAGCCCUCAUCAACUUGGAUGAUAUGCAUUCAGACAUGAUCUACAACGUGAGCUGGAGUCGCAACGGUAGUCUCAUCUGCACAGCAUCCAAAGACAAGAAAGUGAGGGUCAUCGAUCCCAGGAAACAGGAGAUUGUGGCGGAGAAGGAAAAAGCACACGAAGGAGCCAGGCCUAUGCGCGCUAUCUUCCUGGCUGACGGCAAUGUCUUCACUACUGGCUUUAGCCGCAUGAGCGAGCGGCAGUUGGCACUCUGGAACCCAAAAAACAUGCAGGAACCAAUUGCUCUCCAUGAAAUGGACACUAGCAAUGGGGUCCUGCUCCCCUUCUAUGACCCAGACACCAGCAUCAUCUACUUAUGUGGAAAGGGUGACAGCAGUAUCCGCUAUUUUGAAAUCACGGAUGAAUCCCCGUAUGUCCACUACCUCAACACAUUCAGCAGCAAGGAGCCUCAGCGAGGGAUGGGCUACAUGCCCAAGCGGGGACUUGAUGUCAACAAGUGUGAGAUUGCCAGAUUCUUCAAGCUUCAUGAGAGAAAGUGUGAGCCUAUUAUCAUGACGGUCCCCAGGAAGUCUGACCUCUUCCAAGACGACCUGUACCCUGACACAGCGGGGCCAGAAGCUGCACUUGAGGCUGAGGAGUGGUUUGAGGGGAAGAACGCAGACCCUAUCCUCAUCUCCUUGAAGCACGGGUACAUUCCUGGCAAGAACAGGGAUCUCAAGGUGGUCAAGAAGAACAUCCUGGACAGCAAGCCUGCGGCAAACAAGAAGAGUGAUCUCAUCUGCGCCCCCAAGAAGACCACAGACACAGCCAGCAUGCAAAAUGAAGCCAAGUUGGAUGAGAUUCUGAAAGAGAUCAAAUCCAUAAAGGACACGAUCUGCAGUCAAGACGAGCGCAUUUCCAAGUUGGAGCAGCAGCUGGCGAAGAUGGCUGUCUGAGGCCCGCCCACCUCCUCGGAUGGCAGCUGCUCAUUGGUGUGCUCCCAGGGAGGGCAGAGAGGGAGACCCUGCCAUUUGGAGACAUUCCAUGUCAGAUCUGUCAGCCAGUGAUAGGCCACAUUCCAGUAAGAACUCAGUUCCUCUCCCAAAUUUUUGAAAACAGGACAGCUGAGCUUUUUAUCAGGGAGCUUCUGAUGUUUGACGGGUCUGGUGACUUGUUGAACUUUCCUACAUUUGAAAUGCCAGAUAUUCUGAAUUUUAGAAAACAAGCCCCC